This is a messenger RNA of Monopterus albus (swamp eel), 6603 nucleotides long. RefSeq names its product mannosidase, alpha, class 1A, member 2 (gene man1a2). Lineage: Eukaryota; Metazoa; Chordata; Actinopteri; Synbranchiformes; Synbranchidae. Bases 427 to 2373 code for a protein of 648 amino acids. Gene Ontology annotation, cellular component: extracellular exosome; Golgi membrane; endoplasmic reticulum. The record is from RefSeq and is a predicted model, not a curated record. Gene Ontology annotation, biological process: mannose trimming involved in glycoprotein ERAD pathway; carbohydrate metabolic process. The transcript has 14 exons. Gene Ontology annotation, molecular function: mannosyl-oligosaccharide 1,2-alpha-mannosidase activity; calcium ion binding.
ACGGGCAGGCUGUGUAGUUGAUGGUGGAUCGCGGAGCGGCAGCUCGGUCAGUCCGUUGCUGCAGUCCGACAGAGCGGCCGGUGAUCAACGUCCUCACAGCGUCUGCGGACCUGUAACGCUAUGUUUGCUCUGAACUGAUGGUGAGCGGUUUACUCGGAGCAGGUGAUGACUGUGUAAUAUUCGUGGACAUGAGGACACACGCUACAGCUUCUUCUCCCCAAAGAGUCAACAUGGCCAUUUUCCUGCUGCCCAGUCACUCCUUUGCUGAGGGACCUCAACCCUUUUUACUUUCUGGAAUUGCCAAUGCAGGGAUGAGAUAAUAAAGUCAGCCAGCUGGUGCAUGCUGCUACAACAACACCUGUGGCACUUGUAAACCUACCCAACCCUGCCCUCUACCCCAGCUUAGUUCUCUCCAACAUUCAAACCAUGACAACACCGGCUCUCCUGCCACUGUCGGGACGCAGGAUACCCACUCUGUCACCGAGCGCCGCCUCCUUCACCCACCACAGGGCAACGUUGAGGCUCUCUGAGAAGUUCAUCCUCCUCCUCAUUCUUAGUGCCUUCAUCACCUUAUGCUUUGGGGCCUUCUUCUUCCUCCCGGACAAUUCCAAGCACAAGCGCUUUGACCUGGGUUUGGAGGAUGUGCUCAUCCCUCAUAUUGACUUGCCCAAAGAGGGGAAGCAUGCUUCAGGACAGGUGGUCAUACAUGGACAGGGAGGACAUGACGAGCACAGACACAGGGAAGAGGAGGAGAGCCUGCGGGACAAGAUUCGUGCAGACCAUGAGCGAGCGCUGCAGGAGGCAAAGGAGAAGCUAAGAAAGUCACGUGAGGAGCUGCAGGCUGAGAUUCAGACAGAGAAGAACAAAGUGAUGGAAGACCUGAAAAAGAUACAUGCAGGCCCUAAACCCUUGCCACCUGUGCCCAUGCCCAAAGUGGUGGGCAUUAGUGUUGGAGAACCAUCAGAACCUGACGUCAAAGAGAAACGUGACAAGAUCAGAGAGAUGAUGAAGCACGCGUGGGACAGCUACAGACAGUACGGCUGGGGCCACAACGAACUGAAGCCCCUCGCCAAGAAAGGACAUUCCACGAAUAUCUUUGGCAAUUCCCAACUGGGAGCGACCAUUGUGGAUGCCUUAGACACCCUCUACAUCAUGGGUCUCCAUGAGGAGUUCAAGGAUGGCCAAGAGUGGAUUGAGCAGAAUCUGGACUUCAGUGUGAAUGCUGAGGUGUCUGUGUUUGAGGUCAACAUUCGAUUCAUAGGAGGACUGCUUGCCGCCUACUACCUCUCUGGGCAGGAAGUUUUCAAGCUGAAGGCUGUCCAGCUUGCCGAGAAGCUGCUCCCUGCCUUUAAUACCCCCACCGGAAUCCCCUGGGCCAUGGUCAACCUUAAGAGCGGUGUUGGACGUAACUGGGGCUGGGCGUCAGCGGGCAGCAGCAUCCUGGCUGAGUUUGGGACUCUCCACAUGGAGUUUGUUCAUCUCACCUACCUGACAGGGAACCCCACCUACUACCAGAAGGUGAUGCACAUCCGGAAGCUUCUAGCCAAAAUGGACCGACCCAACGGGCUGUACCCAAAUUACCUGAACCCCCGCACAGGCCGCUGGGGCCAACAUCACACUUCAGUCGGAGGGCUAGGGGACAGCUUUUAUGAAUACCUGCUGAAGGCGUGGCUCAUGUCAGACAAGACAGAUACAGAAGCUCGCAAGACCUACGAUGAUGCCAUCGAGGCCAUCGAGCGCCACCUGAUACGCAAAUCCAACGGCGGUCUGACAUUUAUUGGUGAGUGGAAGAAUGGCCACCUGGAGCGGAAGAUGGGCCACCUGGCCUGCUUCGCCGGCGGCAUGUUUGCGUUGGGCGCUGACGGCUCGUCCGACGACAAGGCCGGACACUACCUGCAGCUGGGAGCCGAGAUCGCACACACCUGCCACGAGUCCUAUGACAGAACCGUGUUGAAGCUCGGCCCAGAGGCCUUUAAGUUUGACAGUGGCCUGGAGGCGGUGGCUGUACGGCAGAAUGAGAAGUACUAUAUCCUGCGGCCAGAGGUCAUCGAGACCUACUGGUACAUGUGGAGGUUCACCCACGAUCCUAAAUACAGACAGUGGGGCUGGGAGGCAGCACAGGCCAUCGAUAAGUACUGCAGGGUGAGCGGAGGCUUCUCGGGGGUGAAGGAUGUCUACUCCUCCAACCCGACCUACGACGAUGUGCAGCAGAGCUUCUUCCUGGCCGAGACACUCAAGUAUCUGUACCUGUUGUUCUCCAGUGACGACCUGAUGCCAUUGGAGAGCUGGGUCUUCAACACGGAGGCCCACCCACUUCCUGUCCUCCACUUGGGCAACAUCACCCUGCCUGGCAGUGAACUGGCUCAGCGGUAGACAGACAGGCUCUCUUCCCCCACCACAGCACCAGGGGGCACCAUCUGCCUGUCUGCUUGGCCAAAGACCCACCCACCAACACUGGACAAACGUACAUUCAGCUCCACAGACUCUCAGCUGCUUUGGACUGCAGACAUCAGCUGGAGGAGACGGACAGAGAGAGACUCUGGCCCAGAUCACUGCAGAGUGGAGAGGACUUCUGUCUCUUCUGUGUUUUAAUCUUUGACUCACUCUGUGUGUGGGUGUGCUGCUCAGCCUCACCUUUGGCUUGAAUGAACUCUUUUCUCUGAAGGACCAAGCUCUAAACUGGAGGCUUGAUUUAGUUUUUUGUUAUUAUUUUUUAGUGUUUUAUUUGACCAAACCUUUCUCCCAUACAGACUCGAGCUGAUGCACUGAGAGUGCACAUGUGAAGGAUCACACUGCAGUCAGUUUGACACUGUGCUGACUCGGGUGUCAUUUUUCCAGGCAGACAGACUUGAGGAUGUUACAGGGUCUGUUCAGAAGGUGUGCUUUUUGUUUAGUUAAAUCCUAAAUGGGGACACACGGUUGGAUCAGAGCCCCCCAUUUCUCCCUGACCCAACUUUUCCACAGCCCACUUCCUAUUUAAGAGAUGAACUUUGACCUGGAACUCUUCUUAUCAUCAGUGUGAGGUUGUGGCCCAGUCCCCACCUCCUCCAACCUUCCUUUUUUCAGAACAGUGAGCCAUUAGAAGUGGAACAGUAAUUACAUGGGGACGACAGCAGGCCUCCCCCUCUUCACCCCUCCCCACUAUUUUCCAGUUAUAGACCUUCUGUUGCUACUCGAUCGGAUGCUGCUUUCUCUCUCUCUCUCUCUCUGCUCAAGGUUUUUCUGAUCACACUGUAACAUAGUUUCUUCCCAGCAUAUCAGCCCUUCUCUCAUGUCUCCUCUCCUCUGUUUUGUCUCUUAUCUCUUAAGUUUUCACAAGUCACUCCACAUCAUGUUCAGGUCAUACAUUGUGGGAUGAGGCUAGAUCCCAACCAUACUUAUGUAUGAGUGUGUGUGUGGUGGAUAGAAUGUCCCCUGCUGCAAGUCAUUUGUUUGUGCACUUUAUAUGGGAAGACUGAAGAGGAGGGAAGUCGAGGUGUAGCACCGUCUCCCUGCUGAGCUCCUAUGCCACAUUUUCACCAGUUGGACAACUCCACCUGAUUUAAAGCCUCAUUAACUCAUUGUGGUUUUAGAAAUCUCCAUCACUUUUCUCCACCACCUUUUUCCUGAAUCCCUUUCUUAUUUGCUGCCUUCUCCUCUCUCUUCCAGUUACCUCUGUCUCUCCUGUCCAUCAUAAAUCAUCUAAAAACUUGGAGGCCUUUAAUCUCAGGGUUCCCAUACACCUCUGAAAAGUCUGGCAACUUAUGAAACAUACAUUUUAUGAUAUCCAAGUGUUGAAUAGUCUCUUAAAAACUGCAAAACUAUUUUGGAUGAAAAUGUGGACAUUCUGUCCACGCAUCCACCAGUUAAAUUAUGUAUGUAGCUUUGAAUCUGUCCCCUCAGUCUUUAUUGUUUAGUGAACAAUCAGAACCAGCUACUGUACAGAUUGAUUUGACCUUGGCCAUCAUAUCAUCCAUCUGCUAAAUGCUAACAAUAUACUGUAUCAUCAAACGUCAAAUUUGUCAAAUCUCUGAAGACACUGAGUUCUGGGAAAACAGUCCAUCUGUGUUCCAUUUAAAUGCAAGCUGGUGUGUUUGUAACUUCAUCUGGUCUGCCUGAACAUCGAGGGGACAAAAAGAAACUUCCUCGCUGUGUGGUGCGGUGAUACAUCGAGGUUUUGGCCUUGUUGAGCGCAGUCAGCGGCUCCACGCACCACGCUGUCUGCUCCACGCCAGUGCACAGCUCUGCUCCUGACACAUCUCUGUUACAUCCACAGCGGCAUGAGAGAGUUACUGCUCAAGCUACUCAGAUAACAGAAGAGUCUGUGAAAUAUUUUCUUAGCACACAUCCAAAACAGUCUCUGAAAGCGUUCUCCCUGCUGAAUGAAUGCAGGCCUUUUUAAAGGGUCUCAACGUAUCAUUUUAAUGUGACUUUCAUUAACAAACACAGGAUUAUCUAAACAUUAAGUUGUUUUAAUGGCUCAAAUUUGGCAUCUCGGGCUCACCAGAGCAGUGGCCAUGGUGAUUCCAAACACAACACAACACAUUCAGUUGAACAAAUCAGGCAAAAACUUGUGCACAUUCAUUAAACAUCAUUUGAAUUCUUAAAGCAUGGAAAUAAAAGUGAUUGACAGAUGAUAAUUAGUGAUUAUUAGAUGCAUACCCACCAUUUUUAGAUGCUUCAUGAACAUAAAAGUCACACAGUCUCAAAAAAUACAAUUUUUAUUUAUCAUCUACAUUAAAAUGACAAGUGCAGCUGUAACCUUUUGUGAGUCGUGUUAGGUUUGGAGCUGAACCUAAAACUGUUUACCAAAAGGGAGGUGAAAGAGCAUGUGGGAUUUUAUUGCAGGCAAAUAAAACACUAACAAAACAAGGGAAGGAUGCUGUGAUAGUUCUGUUGAGGGCAAGUCAUCAACUAUUACAAACAUGCAUUUUUGGAGUUACAUUCUCAUUGUAAAAUCAGUUAUAUUACAUCUUGUUGCUGUGACAGUGUCCCAAACAGCAUCCUCCAUUAUGCUUCCACGUUUACUACCUGCCUAAUCCACUGCCCAUAUUGUAUUCAACCAUGACUUUAAAUCGUUUAGAAAAAUAACCUAAUAAAAAUACCAACAUUAGGCUUAAUGAUGGGCUUAACAAACCUGUGCAAUGAACUGGGAGGGAGGUGGUGAGAGAGAGACCCAUAUUUUCUUAGUGGCUGUGGGCUCAUGAAGACUGUAAGCUUGUUGGCUGCCAGUGUGUGUGACAUGAAUCUUUGGUGUGUCCGAACGUCUGGGCUUCCUGUCUUUGAUACAGGAAGCCCAGAGUUUAUUCAUUUGUUUCUGACUUUGAUUCUUUUCAAGCUUCAUUGUCAAAUGUGGCGCCUUGGCCAAUGCCAUGCUCAAACAUCGCCUGACGUGCAUAUAGAGUCCGAGUUGUGAUGGAGUAGAAGUAGACAUCAGAUUUGACACCAGGCUACAAGGCUGAUACAGUAUAUACAGUGACUGUUUGGGGCAUCGCAGUGACAGAAACGGGCUUCAGGAUUGUAUUUACUGCCCAGCUACAUAACUCAGAGGUUCUUCAAAAAUGUGUCGAUGUGGAGACCUGAUUCCAGCUUUCUUUAUUCCCCCCUGACAUCGUCUCAUCUAAAUAUAUCAGCUAGAAAUAUAAGUUUAUAUUUAUCUGAUAUAAAUAUAUCAGAUAUCAAUAUAUCAUCACAAAAAACUGCCUCUUUAUCUGUGGGUCAGCUGUAUGUCUGUUAGUAAAGCUGUGUUGUGUGAUACAGUCAAACAGCUCUUGCUGCUUUCACAGCACAUGAAGAGAUCAUAGCUGUGGGAGAUGAUCAACUGACAGCAGGGAACGAAAAUGAUAAUCAGGAUGUGAGAUCACAAGCUGAAUGGCACCGUUGCUCUUUUCCUUUCCCCUCUUAAUACUGCUCAUAGCCCUGACAUCACUCGGAAGGUGCCACACAGGAGAUCCCAAACGAAUAUAAAACAUCAUCAAGACAUACAGUUAAACAUCUUUAGAAAAUAUUUUCAGCAACUGUCAAACAAUUAAGGCCUGCAUCAUAUGUAGCAGUUAUAGGACAUUUCUCAUUUUCUCAUCCGUUUUUCAGUAUCAUCACAGUGCUGUUUUAUUAUCUUGUUAGUUAUUAGGAUAUCUAUGACUUUGACCAAACCUCUGACCAUGGGACCAGUCAGGGUUCAGCUGAGUUCUUGUUUAGUCUGUCAGCUUUAUAUAUAAUUUAAUGAUGUGACACUGCAGGCUUUCCAUGUACAGUUGAGGUGAAAGUCUCCACACACCUCUACACCGUUGAUCACAAAACAAGUCCCACAGUCUGCCCAGUCCCCCAUUUUUUAUUCCUUUCAUCAUUAAACCAGUAUCAUCUCCACUUCCCUCCUUCAUCUGAACUUAGAUGCAGUACAGUUCUGACUCUCAGCCUCUGUUCCCUGGUCUCUGACUUCACCACGUGUAUCUGAUAAGGAGGAAGCUUGAGGCGAAACCUGGGCAGCCACUGAGUCGCUGGGAGCGAUGCUGGUUUUGAAAAUUGAGUGCUCUGUAUUUGUAUUUUUACUGAACUAAAAAAAUAAAAUGACAUUAUCUGUAAAUAUGUUUAAAACGGAGUCACAGAUUCAAUAAAGAUGUUAUG